AUGAUAUUUCUGGCCCAUCGAAUGUUCGAGUACGGCGAGGCGCACUUUCAAUCACUUCUGGUGGAUCUAAAGGACCACUGGGAAGACUUGCCUGGCGUUUCUGGCGAUUUCCCAUUCCCGUUCAGCUUUUCAGAUGCAGAGAUCGAGCGUAUCAAGCUAGUUAGCGAUGGAGCGGUGGCGGGGACGGAGCUUGUCGCUGGCGUGAAGGAACAACUGGGCGAUUUGUGGCCGGAUAAGGGGCUUAUUGAGCAUGAGAGGUAUGAGGAGUGUAGGGCUGCGCUUGAGGAAGUUAGGGAUCGGAUUGUGGAGGAGUUGGGUGAGAGUGAGGAGGAGAGGGAGGAGUAUCGGCGAUUGUGGCCAUUUGAUUGA
Messenger RNA from Aspergillus niger, 369 nucleotides. RefSeq lists its product as uncharacterized. NCBI's taxonomy places the organism in Eukaryota, Fungi, Ascomycota, Eurotiomycetes, Eurotiales, Aspergillaceae. Bases 1 to 369 code for a protein of 122 amino acids. The transcript has a single exon. The record is from RefSeq and is a predicted model, not a curated record.